UGUCAAACAUGGCUGAAGCGCCGCCGCUGCCGCUACGGCUGCUGCAGGGAAAAUGCUGAGCCCGCCCGGGCCGGGUGGGCGGUGGCGGCGAGGGCGGCGACGGGCACCCGCGUCCCGGGCGCGGCGGCGGCGGCGGCCAUGGCCAGGCUGGCCGACUACUUCAUCGUGGUAGGCUACGACCACGAGAAACCAGGAACAGGAGCUGGUCUGGGAAAAAUAAUCCAGAGAUUUCCACAGAAGGACUGGGAUGAUACACCUUUCCCACAGGGAAUUGAAUUGUUUUGUCAGCCUGGUGGAUGGCAACUAUCCAGAGAGCGGAAGCAGCCAACGUUUUUUGUGGUGGUCCUGACAGAUAUUGACUCAGAUCGACAUUACUGCUCAUGCCUAACCUUCUAUGAGGCGGAAAUCAAUCUUCAGGGAACAAAGAAGGAAGAGAUUGAUGGUGAAGUGGAAGUGUCAGGCUUAAUCCAGCCUGCAGAAGUGUUUGCUCCCAAAAGCUUGGUGUUGGUAUCCAGACUAGAUUACCCGGAAAUUUUUAGGGCUUGCCUGGGUUUGAUCUAUACUGUUUACGUGGACAGUCUGAAUGUCUCCUUGGAAAGUCUCAUUGCAAACCUGUGUGCCUGUCUUGUCCCAGUGUCUGGAGGGUCUCAGAAGCUGUUUUCCUUGGGUGCAGGAGACAGACAGCUGAUCCAGACUCCUCUGCAUGACAGUCUUCCUGUCACAGGCACUAGUGUGGCUCUCUUGUUCCAGCAGUUGGGAAUUCAAAAUGUUCUCAGCCUCUUUUGUGCAGUCCUCACAGAAAAUAAAGUUCUCUUCCAUUCUGCAAGUUUCCAGAGACUUAGUGAUGCUUGUAGAGCCUUGGAAUCUUUAAUGUUUCCUCUUAAAUAUAGCUAUCCUUAUAUUCCCAUUCUACCAGCUCAGCUACUAGAAGUUCUAAGUUCCCCAACACCCUUUAUUAUUGGAGUACAUUCUAUCUUUAAAACUGAUAUCCAUGAACUUUUAGAUGUGAUCAUAGCCGACUUGGAUGGAGGCACUAUUAAGGUUCCUGAAUGUAUACACCUCUCUUCCCUCCCAGAACCACUCCUACAUCAGACUCAAGCAGCUCUUUCUUUGAUUCUGCAUCCAGACUUAGAAGUAGCCGAUCAUGCUUUUCCCCCUCAACGAACAGCCUUAUCUCACUCAAAAAUGCUGGAUAAAGAAGUUCGUGCAGUUUUUCUUAGAUUGUUUGCACAACUUUUCCAAGGAUAUAGAUCAUGUCUUCAACUUAUAAGAAUUCAUUCAGAACCAGUAAUUCAUUUUCACAAGACAGCUUUCUUGGGACAGCGUGGUUUGGUUGAGAAUGAUUUUCUCACCAAAGUUCUCAAUGGAAUGGCAUUUGCAGGUUUUGUUUCUGAAAGAGGGCCUCCCUAUAGAACCUGUGAUCUCUUUGAUGAGUUGGUAGCUUUUGAAGUAGAGCGAAUUAAAGCUGAAGAAAAUAGCCCAUUGAAGAUGAUAAAGCAUGUCAGAGAACUUGCAGAGCAACUAUUCAAAAAUGAGAAUCCAAAUCCUCAUAUGGCUUUCCAGAAAGUGCCACGCCCAACAGAAGGAUCCCACUUGCGAGUUCAUAUUCUUCCCUUUCCAAAGAUUAAUGAAACCCGCGUACAGGAGUUAAUACAGGAAAAUCUUGCUAAGAAUCAGAAUGCACCUCCUGCUUCACGAAUGGAAAAGAAAUGUGUUGUGCCUGCUGGUCCCCCUGUUGUUUCAAUAAUGGAUAAGGUAACAACAGUUUUUAACAGUGCACAAAGAUUGGAAGUUGUUAGAAACUGCAUCUCAUUUAUAUUUGAAAAUAAAACACUGGAGACUGAAAAGACCCUCCCUGCUGCACUGAGAGCCCUUAAAGGAAAGGCAGCAAGACAGUGUCUUACUGAUGAGUUGGGUCUGCAUGUUCAGCAAAACAGGGCAAUAUUGGACCAUCAGCAGUUUGACUACAUCAUAAGGAUGAUGAACUGUACUCUACAGGAUUGUUCAAGUUUAGAAGAAUAUAAUAUUGCUGCUGCAUUACUCCCUUUGACCAGUGCUUUUUAUAGGAAACUGGCCCCUGGAGUCAGCCAGUUUGCUUACACCUGUGUACAGGACCACCCUAUUUGGACGAAUCAGCAGUUUUGGGAAACAACUUUUUACAAUGCGGUGCAGGAGCAGGUUCGCUCCCUCUAUCUCUCGGCCAAGGAAGACAAUCAUGCGCCAUAUCUGAAGCAUAAGGAUAAACUUCCUGAUGACCAGUAUCAGGAGAAGACAGCAAUGGACCUCGCAGCCGAGCAACUACGUCUGUGGCCUACUCUGAGCAAAUCAACGCAGCAGGAGUUGGUACAGCGUGAGGAAAGCACCGUCUUUAGUCAGGCCAUUCACUUUGCCAACCUCAUGGUCAACCUGCUGGUUCCACUCGAUACCAGUAAAAACAAGCUCCUGAGAACGUCAGCCCCAGGAGACUGGGAGAGUGGGAGCAACAGCAUUGUCACAAACAGUAUUGCAGGAAGUGUAGCUGAGAGCUAUGAUACUGAAAGUGGAUUUGAAGAUUCAGAAAAUAAUGAUAUUGCCAAUUCUGUUGUACGUUUUAUUACCCGAUUUAUUGACAAGGUUUGUACAGAGAGUGGAGUUACUCAGGAUCACAUCAAAAGCCUUCACUGCAUGAUACCAGGAAUUGUAGCUAUGCACAUCGAAACCCUGGAAGCAGUACACCGAGAGAGUAGAAGGCUUCCACCUAUACAGAAGCCCAAGAUUCUUAGACCAGCUCUGCUACCAGGAGAAGAAAUCAUUUGUGAAGGUCUUCGAGUCCUUCUGGAUCCUGAUGGCCGAGAAGAAGCCACUGGAGGCCUUCUUGGAGGACCUCAGCUCUUACCCGCAGAAGGGGCCUUGUUCCUCACUACAUAUAGAAUCCUGUUCAGAGGGGCUCCCCAUGAUCAGCUAGUCGGUGAGCAGACAGUUGUGCGGAGUUUUCCCAUUGCCUCCAUCACCAAGGAAAAGAAGAUCUCAAUACAGAAUCAACUGCAGCAGAACAUGCAAGAAGGACUGCAGAUCACAUCAGCAUCUUUUCAGUUGAUUAAAGUAGCAUUUGAUGAAGAAGUGGGUCCAGAAGUAGUGGAAAUUUUUAAGAAGCAGCUGAUGAAGUUCCGUUAUCCUCAGUCCAUUUUUACCACCUUUGCUUUUGCUGCUGGGCAGACUACCCCACAAAUAAUUUUACCCAAACAGAAGGAAAAGAAUACUUCCUUUCGCACCUUCUCAAAAACAAUUGUGAAAGGUGCCAAAAGGGCAGGGAAAAUGACAAUUGGCCGUCAGUAUUUAUUGAAGAGGAGAACUGGGACAAUUGUAGAAGAGAGAGUGAAUCGCCCUGGAUGGAAUGAAGAAGAUGACAUAUCUGUUUCAGAUGAUAGUGAACUCCCCACAAGCACCACACUGAAGGCCUCUGAGAAGUCUACAAUGGAGCAGUUAGUGGAAAAAGCUUGUUUCAGAGACUAUCAACGUUUAGGUUUGGGAACCAUAAGUGGCAGCUCUUCUCGCUCAAAACCAGAGUAUUUUCGAAUCACUGCCUCCAACAGGAUGUAUUCACUUUGCCGGAGCUAUCCUGGCCUUUUAGUUGUACCUCAAGCUGUACAGGACAGUAGUUUACCAAGAGUAGCCCGCUGCUAUCGACAGAAUCGCCUUCCUGUUGUAUGUUGGAAGAACUCAAGAAGUAGUACCCUUCUUCUCCGAUCCGGAGGAUUUCAUGGAAAGGGAGUUGUUGGUCUUUUCAAAUCUCAGAACUCCCCUCAGUCAGCUCCUACCUCCUCUUUAGAAUCUUCCAGUAGCAUAGAACAAGAAAAGUACUUGCAAGCCUUACUGAGUGCAGUUUCUGUCCACCAGAAACUCAAUGGCAAUAACACCCUCACUGUCAAGCCAUCACUUGCUCUGUCUCCAGGGACUGAAAAGAGGACUUCAAGAAUGUCCACUGUGCUUAAGCAGGUAGUGCCAGGACAUUUGGAUGUAAACCCAUCCAAUAGCUUUGCUCGAGGAGUGCAUGGGUACAGAGAUAAAUGUUUUACUCAGUCAAAUCCCAAAUCUUCAGCUAAGGAAAGAGCCCAUAAACAAGGUGUCUGGGCAAGCCUGCGCUCUAGCACCCGCCUGAUCAGCUCUCCAACAUCCUUCAUUGAUGUUGGCGCCCGGCUGGCAGGCAAGGACCAUCCAGCCUCCUUUAGUAACAGCACCUACCUGCAAAACCAGCUCUUGAAACGCCAAGCAGCCCUUUAUAUAUUUGGUGAAAAGUCGCAACUAAGGAACUUCAAGUUAGAAUUUGCUUUAAAUUGUGAAUUUGUUCCUGUUGAAUUUCAUGACAUCCGACAAGUAAAAGCCAGUUUCAAAAAACUCAUGAGGGCUUGUAUUCCAAGCACUAUCCCUACUGACUCAGAAGUGACCUUCCUGAAAGCUUUGGGAGAUUCUGAAUGGUUCCCACAGCUUCACAGGAUACUGCAGCUGGCUGUGGUUGUAUCAGAAGUACUUGAGAAUGGCUCCUCAGUUUUAGUCUGUUUGGAAGAAGGCUGGGAUAUCACCACACAAGUGACAUCUCUGGUUCAGUUACUCAGUGAUCCCUUUUAUCGGACACUUGAAGGUUUCCGGAUGUUGAUUGAAAAAGAAUGGCUCUCUUUUGGUCAUAAGUUCAGCCAGAGGAGUAGCUUGACCCUCAACAGCCAGGGUGGUGGUUUUGCUCCAAUCUUCCUACAGUUCUUAGACUGCGUACACCAGGUUCACAACCAGUAUCCAACAGAAUUUGAGUUUAAUCUCUAUUACUUAAAAUUCUUGGCUUUCCACUGUGUAUCAAAUCGCUUUAAAACAUUUCUCCUGGAUUCGGACUAUGAAAGACUAGAGCACGGAACGUUAUUUGAUGAUAAAGGAGACAAGCCAGCCAAAAAGGGAAUUUGUAUUUGGGAAUGUAUUGAUAGAAUGCACAAGAGGAGUCCCAUUUUCUUUAAUUAUAUGUACUCACCAGUGGAAAUAGAGGCCCUGAAACCUAAUGUACAUGUGUCCAACCUCAAGAAGUGGGAUUACUACAUCGAGGAGACCCUGUCUGCAGGGCCCUCCUAUGACUGGGUGAUGCUGACCUCCAAGCACUUCCCUCCCGAGGACUCAGAUCUGGCCGCAGGCACAGGACUCCGAAGCCAGAGGAGAACUGUGUGGCCAUGCUAUGACGACAUCAGUCACGUGCAGCCAGAUGCACUCACCAGCCUGUUCAGCGAAAUUGAACGAUUGGAGCAUAAAUUGAACCAAAGCCCUGAGAAGUGGCAGCAGCUGUGGGAAAGAGUCACUACAGACCUUAAGGAAGAGCCCAGGACAGACCAUCCCCAAAGACAGCCUUUGGGCCUUCCAGGAAUCAUAUCUGCCAACCUCCCUUCCUAUCAGAAGAGGUCUGUGCUGCAUCUUCCGGAAAGCAGCUCUGGGGAGGAGCAGAAUGCCAGCGUCUCCCCAUCCAACGGCGUGGACCGCCGGGCAGCCACACUCUACAGCCAGUACACGUUUAAGAAUGAGGAGAACAGGUCCUUUGAGGGAACACUUUACAAGAGAGGGGCUUUGCUGAAGGGUUGGAAGCCCCGUUGGUUCGUCUUGGAUGUAACAAAACAUCAGCUGCGAUACUAUGACUCCGGUGAAGACACCAGCUGUAAAGGCCACAUUGACCUGGCUGAAGUAGAAAUGGUCAUCCCUGCUGGCCCCAGCAUGGGCGCCCCCAAGCACACAAGUGACAAGGCCUUCUUCGAUCUCAAGACCAGCAAGCGUGUAUAUAACUUCUGUGCCCAGGAUGGACAAAGUGCCCAACAGUGGAUGGACAGAAUCCAGAGCUGUAUCUCUGAUGCUUGAUGUCUGUGGUCCACCCAAGCCAAUAAGACAAAAACACUCCUGAAUCCUUGAGUUGCUGAGUCAUUCCAGGGCCUGAGGGUCCUCCUGCCCAGUCUUAGCCAGUCCCCUCAUUCUGCAGCUGCUGUGCCUGCUUUGCCUGAGUGGAUGUGUCAGCUCUGGUCCCGAGCUCCAGGCACUAACGUAUCUUGCACUAGAUGAUUCUAACAGGGACUUUGUGGUUAGGGAUCAGAUGAGUGCUUCCUGAGCCAACUGUCUUCCAUCCCCUCAGCACCUGGCGACCAUGACCAUCCUCUGAGGCCCUUCUUCAUGAAAGCUCAGUCCUUUUUUCUCCAAGCUCUCAGUUCUUUGACGAGUUUUCUGACAAGCAAAAAUAAAAGCCCUCCAAGGUGGUCUUCUAUUCUCCUAGAAUAGGUUCCCAUCAAAACUCCUCUCACUGCCUCACCUCAGAGAGGCUCUGCUCUCGGGUGCUUCGAAAGGUGCUUCCACAGUCCCUGCUUGCCAUUGGGGUUCACAGCAAGAACAUCGGUGCUAAGCGGUGGGCAAGGAAGGAGCUCAGAGGAUUAUCCUGAUGGGAGCUUCCUUUCCAGGGAAAUAAUGCAACAAUGACCAGGCCAAUGCAAGGAAAAAUUGCUUCCCAAACCCCAAAUGCUCUCGGCCAGAGGUGCCCUGAGGAUCCGGGGCCUGUGCUCCUAUGUAUUCUGCUUCCAAUAGCUUCCUGCACAAAGUAGCAUGCAAAAAGCUGAAUGCACUAACCUUCCUGAGCAAUCAUUUGCACUGACCUCCUAAUGAAGUGAAGCUGUCAGAAAGACAGAAGCCAGCUGUUAACACAUACCUAUGACAAGGGCUGUGUGGGCCCCGAUGGCCCUUGUGCUGUGGCCGGGUACCCAGAUUCCUCGUUGGCACACGGGCAGUGAAAGCCGCUUCUGGCGCCUCUUCACCUGCUGAUAACCUGAUGUGUGUUUAGCUCCUGACCCAGAGAGCUUGGCCCAUUCCCCAUGAGCCACAUCCGAGACAGCCACUGUAGCCAGCUGGGGCCCCAGGGGGCCUAAUCAUUGUGUCUGUUUGAAAUGUUAAUAUGUUAAAUACCGAACUAAUAUUUCAAAAAUGUGUACAUAUGAUUUCUAUAUCCUUUUUUUUCAGAUAACCUGCUUAUAAUUUAAUAUAAAAUUAACUAAAUUGAUUCAUCAGAUUUCAAUAAUGAUUCCCUUUUUUAAAAAAAAAAACACUGUAGAUUUGUCAAAAUUAAAAUUACGUACACACUAGAAGUAGAACUGUGUUAAUAUAUAUGACAUUGGGCAAUUGUAAGAAUGAAGGAUUUUUCUAUCACUUUCGUUUUAUAAAUUGACACCUGUGAAAAUGGUUUUUGCACAUUAUUUGUAUUUUUUUCUUUGUAUAUGAAAUAAUUUUUUUGUACUGUGUAAGAUACAGAGCCUGUUGUACUUUCAGCUCUUUGAGACUGUACACACUGCUUCUUUUAUAACUGGAUUAUUUUAAUCUUCAUGAAGGUAUCACAUGCCUUCCAUUCACUAACCACCUUGAAUUAAACCAAUUUCUUAAGA
Sorex fumeus (smoky shrew) is the source of this 7418-nucleotide messenger RNA. RefSeq names its product SET binding factor 2 (gene SBF2). Lineage: Eukaryota; Metazoa; Chordata; Mammalia; Eulipotyphla; Soricidae. Bases 139 to 5859 code for a protein of 1906 amino acids. The record is from RefSeq and is a predicted model, not a curated record. The transcript has 42 exons.